AUGCAGCGUGAAGAAUCAACUAGUACAACACCACGACCCUUUCCUACUACAGACGGCAAAGCGACACAGCGAGAAUGGCUUGAAUUUCUUUACGACCAGCUACCACACGACCAGCUACCACGCGACCGCGACCAGCCAUCAUCAUCAAUAAAGCGCCACUGUUUAUUUUCUCAGCGUUGGCGAUGGCGCUGCAACAGUUGCACUAGGGGGCUUCCUUGUGUGCGUGGAAGAUGCUUCUUGGCUACAUCAAUACGGAGGUGCAGACUCUUCUUCAUCAUCAUAUACAUAGGGUCGUCCGUCACGCUCACGGUUUCAAAUUACGAUAGCUCUACCGUCUUUGUUUUUUAUUCCGUACUUCUGAAACAGUCCACUUCCGAAAGAGUUCAUUCCGGUCGCUGGCUGUGAGUUGUGAAGCCACCCACUAGUUGAUGAUGAGGUCACGGCCAGCGGGCGCCCGUGCCUUAGCCCCUUCUAUUCCAGAACAUUAAAAGUCAUUAGCCACGCCCGGAGCGCUUCUGUAGUAGUUGACAACAAGCGACCACGAACCCGAACGACAAGAAGACCUGUAUCAAGAAAAGACAAUGUUGAGAAAAAUGAAUCCGUUCUUGCAAAGAGGGGACGCCGUAUUCUACUGUGAUGUGAUGUAUCUCUUCCGUGUAAACCAUUGAAUCACAUUAACGCAAGACACCUGAAGAAAUCGGGGCAUUUCGCUUGAUGUCCUCGUACAUGUGCGCCCAUACUUGUGCGUACCUUUUUCGUGUCUUCGGCUGCGCCACGUCCGUUCCUCUUCACAGAGCUUUUUUUUGUCUUGCGGUGACCCUGAUGAACGUCGUCGCCGUUGUUGGUGUUGUCCAAGAAACAUUUGUCAUUUAUUCUACGAGCAAGAAAUAGAAAGCAUCUACAAGUACAAAUAACAAUAAGUGGUAGAAAUAUGAAUAUCUGAAUCUGUGGACCAUUGCAGGAGCGCCAUACCAGAUCAAGCAG
This is a messenger RNA of Amoebophrya sp. A120, 984 nucleotides long. The record is from the annotation of a GenBank genome assembly. NCBI's taxonomy places the organism in Eukaryota, Dinophyceae, Syndiniales, Amoebophryaceae.